Molecule: messenger RNA, 2088 nt
Organism: Penicillium oxalicum
Lineage: Eukaryota; Fungi; Ascomycota; Eurotiomycetes; Eurotiales; Aspergillaceae
Product: dynamin-like GTPase vpsA
Exons: 8
Coding region: 1-2088 (695 amino acids)
Biological process (GO): peroxisome organization
Cellular component (GO): cytoplasm; membrane; peroxisome
Molecular function (GO): GTP binding; GTPase activity; microtubule binding
Source: RefSeq, a predicted model, not a curated record
AUGGCUAGCCCAACCUCUGGUUACUCCAUAAAUGUCAACGAUCCUAGCUUGAUUUCCCUCGUCAACAAGCUCCAGGAUGUCUUCUCUACUGUCGGAGUCCACAACCCCAUCGACUUGCCGCAGAUUGUCGUCGUAGGAUCUCAGUCGAGUGGAAAGAGUUCGGUGCUAGAAAAUAUUGUCGGUCGUGACUUCCUUCCUCGAGGCUCCGGAAUCGUGACGCGACGACCACUCAUUCUGCAACUGAUCAAUAAAACACCUGCGCCACAGGCCAACGGAGACAACAAGAUUGAGACAACAGACUCCGAAUCCAACGUGGACGAGUACGGCGAGUUCUUGCAUAUUCCUGGCCAGAAAUUUUACGACUUCAACAAGAUUCGGGAGGAGAUUGUGCGUGAAACGGAGACCAAGGUCGGCCGCAAUGCCGGCAUCUCGCCCGCCCCCAUCAACCUGCGCAUCUACUCGCCUAAUGUCCUCACACUCACCCUGGUCGACCUGCCGGGUUUGACCAAGGUCCCUGUCGGGGAUCAGCCCAAGGAUAUCGAGCGCCAGAUUCGGGACAUGGUUCUCAAGUAUAUCAGCAAGCCCAAUGCCAUUAUCCUGGCCGUCACCUCCGCCAACCAGGACUUGGCCAACUCGGAUGGAUUGAAGUUGGCCCGCGAGGUGGACCCCGAGGGUCAGCGCACCAUUGGUGUGUUGAGUAAGGUUGAUCUCAUGGAUGAGGGUACCGAUGUCGUGGAUAUUCUCGCCGGCCGAAUUAUUCCCCUUCGCCUGGGCUACGUCCCCGUAGUCAACCGUGGUCAGCGUGAUAUCGAAAACAAGCGGCCCAUUGCUUAUGCGUUGGAAAAUGAGAAGAACUUUUUCGAAAACCACAAGGCAUACCGCAACAAGGCCUCGUACUGUGGUACACCCUACCUUGCUCGCAAGCUCAACCUGAUCCUCAUGAUGCACAUCAAACAAACGCUUCCUGAUAUCAAAGCUCGCAUUUCAGCCUCCCUGCAAAAGUACACGGCUGAGCUCUCCCAGCUCGGCGAUUCCAUGCUUGGCAACAGUGCAAACAUCAUUCUCAACAUCAUCACCGAGUUCAGUAACGAGUACCGGACGGUCUUGGAGGGUAACAACCAGGAGCUGUCUAGCAUUGAGUUGUCCGGUGGUGCGCGUAUUAGCUUCGUGUUCCACGAACUCUACUCCAACGGUGUCAAGGCUGUGGAUCCCUUCGACCAGGUCAAGGACGUUGACAUUCGCACAAUACUCUACAACUCCUCCGGUUCCUCUCCCGCUCUUUUCGUCGGAACCACUGCUUUCGAGUUGAUCGUCAAGCAACAGAUCAAGCGCCUGGAGGAUCCCAGCAACAAGUGUAUCUCGCUGGUGUACGAUGAGCUGGUGCGCAUUCUUGGACAACUUCUGAACAAGCAGCUGUUCCGCCGCUAUCCACAGUUGAAGGAGAAGUUCCACGCUGUUGUCAUUGCCUUCUUCAAAAAGUGCAUGGAUCCGACGAGCAAGUUGGUCAAGGACCUGAUUGCUAUGGAGGCAACCUACAUCAACACCGGACAUCCCGACUUCCUGAACGGUCACCGCGCCAUGGCGAUUGUGAACGAGCGCCAGAGUGCGGCCAAGCCCACGCAAGUUGACCCCAAGACUGGCAAGCCCCUUCCAGCCCGUGCCCAGAGCCCCUCUUUGGACACCACCGGCGAGGCAUCCAACACCAGCGGUUUCUUUGGCAGUUUCUGGGCCUCAAAGAACAAAAAGAAGAUGGCUGCCAUGGAGGCUCCCCCUCCCACCCUCAAGGCCUCGGCUAGCUUGUCUGAGCGAGAGACCUCAGAGGUUGAGGUUAUCAAACUUCUAAUUACCUCCUACUUCAACAUUGUCAAGCGCACCAUGAUCGACAUGGUUCCCAAGGCCAUCAUGUACACCCUUGUGCAGUUCACCAAGGACGAGAUGCAGCGAGAGCUGCUAGAGAACAUGUACCGCAACAACGAGCUGGAUGACCUGCUCAAGGAGAGUGACUACACUGUCCGCCGGAGGAAGGAGUGUCAGCAGAUGGUCGAGAGCUUGGGUCGCGCCAGCGAGAUUGUCAGCCAGGUUCAGUAA